UCAUGAACUGAUUCUCAUGCAGAGCAAAUUUCCCGUCGCUAAGUGAAACUGGCUCCUGUGGCUGAAUUUAAAAUACAAAUCUGCCGUGCGCAACAGAGCCAAUUUUGGUGUACUUGGGGCUUAAUAAAAGAGAAGUAAGAGAGGGACGAGACAGGUAAUGAGAAUGGAGUUGGUGGCGGAGGAGGGGGGGGGGGGAGGAAGGCAGCGGAAAGAGCAAGUGAACGAGCGAGGUGAGUGAGUGAGCUAGAGCGUGAGGUAGAGCGAGGCGGCACACUGCAGAUCCUCGCCCACUGUCGCCUCUCUCCGCCAGCAGAGGAGACGACAGCGCAGGAGGGAGGACGCCAUGGGGGAGCCUCUCCGGAGUCUCCGACAGCAGCUCUCCCGCUGACCACCACCACUAUCCCCUCCUCCUUUCCAUCACUCCUUUGCAUGCCCUUCAACUCCUCCUGCCUCAAAGUGAGCCGCGCUCCACUUCUUCUCGGCUCUUUUUAGGACUACCGUGGUUUUUUUUUUUUUCUUCUGCAGUUGUUUUUCCUCAGCUGACCUCCCUCGAGCUGAGUGGAUUUACUUUUUUUUGUCCCUCUGUGUCGGGACCAUGGGGUGGCGGAGGGACAGCUGGCACCUCCUGGUGUCACUGCUGCUUCUCCUGGGCUGCGUUUUCCGGCGGGAUCUCGCCCAGACGGAUGACGGCGGGAAGUCCGUCUACUUCUGGGAAACAGGUCCUUGGGGGAGGUGCAUGGGCAGCGACUGCGGGCCGGGGGGCAGCCAGAGCCGGGCGGUUUGGUGCGCCCACGUGGAGGGCUGGACCACGCUGCACACCAACUGUGACCAGUCGCUGCGGCCAUCCAACCAAAGAAACUGUUUCAGAGUGUGCGACUGGCACAAAGACUUGUACGACUGGCGUCUGGGUCCCUGGAACCCGUGCGUGUCCGUGUCCUCCAGAACCUCGGGGGCUCCGCGCCCCUUCACCUGCAGCGGGGGCGAGGAGGGGAUCCAGACCCGAGAAGUGGACUGCGCCCUCAAGUCGGACGACUCCCCUGCGGAGGACGCCAUUUGCGAGUACUUUGAAACCAAACCCAGACUGGAGCAAGCCUGCCUGAUACCGUGUCCUCAGGACUGCAUUGUUUCCGACUACUCCCCAUGGACGUCCUGCUCAAAAACCUGCGGGACGGGCCUCCGCAACCGGGUCCGAAGCGUCCUGGUCCCGCCCCUUUUCGGAGGCUCCAUCUGUCCCAAUCUGACCGAGUUCCAGUCUUGCAAACUGGGGCCCUGUGCAGGACCGGAGGGCAUGUACAGCCUCAGGGUGGGCGCCUGGACACCUUGCGUCCUGCCUCAGACGCGGACGGCCCGCCAGGCCAAGCGACGCAAGGGGAAAGGCCAGGGAAGUGGAGGAGCCAAAGACCUCGAAACAAAGGAGCUGAUCCAGAAGAAACGGACCAGGAACCGGUUGAACCGGCAGGAGAGUUCCUCCUGGGAUGUACAGGUGGGAUACCAGACGCGAGAUGUCAACUGCGUUCACAGGAACAGCAGCUCAGUUCCACGCAACUUGUGCACACCGAGGGAGGCGCCUCUCAUCAUCCAGUCGUGCGUGCUGCCCAGAGACUGCCAAGUGGGCGACUGGAGCGACUGGUCGCCGUGCUCCAAGACCUGCUCGGACUCCAAGCUGCCCGGUGGCUGGCGAGAGCGCCGCAGACAAGUGCUGCAAUUCCCCACCGGCGAAGGGACCGAGUGCCCCACGCUAAGCGAGCGCGAGCCCUGCGAGCCUCAGGGGGAUGCUGUGAUGCCUUGUGCCAUCUAUGCCUGGAGGACCACCGAGUGGUCCGAUUGCCGGGUGGACUUGCUACUGGGCCAGCAGGAUCGCCGCCGCGCCAACCUGACCGGACUCUGCGGUGGGGGUCUACAGACCAGAGAGAUCUACUGCGUCCAAGCCAACGCCGAGCUCCUCAAGUACGUCAGUGACUUCCAAGAGAAAGAAAAAGCGGGUCAAACCCAAAGACAACAGAAGCCUAGUGUACCCCCACUCAUUUCUGUCUCCUUUCACAUCACAGCGGCUCGUCCGGUGGAAAACAGUCUGUGUGGCGGUUCCGUUCCCGAUCGCUCACAACUGUGCCAGUUGAGCUGUCCUGUCGAAUGCCAAGUGUCCCCCUGGGGUGCCUGGGGGCCGUGCACCUUUGAGACCUGCGACGACCCGUCGGCUAAAAAAGGGUUCAAACUCCGACGGCGCCGGAUAACAAACGAGCCCACGGGCGGCCCCUCCAACUGUCCGCACCUGGUGGAGGCGCUGCCCUGCGACCAGCCCAGCUGCUACGAUUGGCAACUGGUGGGCCUGGAGCGAUGCGUUCCCGUCGAGCAGAAGCCGUGCGGGCCCGGAAGGCAGCUCGCUCGGGUCCGCUGCAUCGACAGCAACGGAAAGCCGGUGGACGAGAGCCUGUGCUCAUCCACGCCGCCUCCGGAUCCCGUGGCCUGCCAGGUGCCUUGCUCCAGGGACUGCGUGCUGAGCGACUGGACGCCGUGGGCCACCUGCUCGCAGACCUGCUCCAGCAAGACCGUGGAGGGAAAGCAGAUGAGGACGCGCUCCAUUCUGGCUUACAACGCCGGCGAAGGUGGCGCCAUGUGCCCCAACAUCAGCUCGCUGCAGGAGGUCCGCAACUGCAACGAGCACGCCUGCACCGUGUACCACUGGCAAACGGGUCCAUGGGGGCCCUGCACCGAGGACCCCUCGUCCGCAUCCCUCAACGCCACCUCGGCGGGGGCGGGCUUUGAGACCUGCUCCAAGGGGCUCCAGACGAGAAAAGUCAUGUGCGUGCGUGUCAACGUGGGACAAGUGCCCCCCAAAAAGUGUCCGGACGCUCCUCGGCCCAGCACGGUGCGUCCUUGUCAGCUGCCCUGCAAGAAAGAUUGCAUCAUGACCCCUUUCAGCGAUUGGACAUCCUGCCCUAAUACCUGUGACGCAGCUGGUAACGCCGUGAAAACCAAACAAUACAGAAAGCGUCUGGUCAUCCAAGCGCCUUCCAACGGAGGUCAGGAAUGUCCCGAAGUGCUGGAGGAGGAGAAAGAAUGUCAGCCGCCGCAAACGUGUCCCGGCUUCAGGUGGAAGUCCCACAAGUGGAGAAAGUGCCAGCUGGUUCCGUGGUUCCUCAGGCAGGACCGACCCGGCGCUCAGGAGAAUUGCGGGCCAGGACUGCAAACGCGAGCCGUGUCGUGUCGGCAGCUAGACGGGAUGCAGGUGGACGUGAGCGAGUGUCUGCAGCUGGGCCGCACCAUGCCCGCCCUGACCCAGCGCUGCCAGCUGCCCUGUCAGGACGACUGCCAGCUCAGCAACUGGUCCAAGUUCUCGUCCUGCUCGGCCGACUGCGUGGGGGUGCGCACCCGGAAGAGGGCCUUAAUCGGGAGAAGCAAGAAGAAGGACAAAUGCAAGAACACGCAGAUGUACCCUCUGAGCGAGACGCAGUACUGCCCGUGCGACAAGUACAACGCCCAGCCGGUGGGCAACUGGUCCGACUGCAUCCUACCCGAGGGCGGCCGAGCCGAAAGCGCUUUGGGUCUCAAGGUGACCGGCGACGUCAAGGAGUGCGGACAAGGCUACCGAUAUCAGGCCAUGGUCUGCUACGACCAAGACGGACGCUUGGUGGAGACGGCGAGAUGCAACAGUCACGGUUACAUCGAGGAGGCGUGCAUCAUCCCCUGCCCGUCCGACUGCAAAUUGAGCGAGUGGUCCAACUGGUCACGCUGCAGUAAGUCGUGCGGCAGCGGCGUCAAAGUGCGCUCCAAGUGGCUUCGGGAGAAACCCUACAACGGGGGAAGACCCUGUCCCAAGCUGGACCACGUCAACCAGGCUCAGGUAUACGAGGUUGUGCCGUGCCAGAGUGACUGUAACCAGUACGUUUGGGUAGCCGAGCCCUGGAGUGUAUGGAAGGUCAGCAACGUGGACCUGAAGGAGAACUGUGGAGAAGGCGUGCAGACCAGAAAAGUUCGGUGCAUGCUCAACACCAUCGAUGGUCCCUCGGAGGCGGUGGAGGACUACUUGUGCGACCCCGAGGAGAUGCCCUUGGGGGCUCGGGAGAGCCGGCUGCCUUGUCCUGAAGAUUGCGUCCUCAACGACUGGGGUCCUUGGACCCGCUGCAGCCUGCCAUGCGCGAGAAGCAAAGGUCGCAUUCGUACCGCGUACACGCUACGCUCGCCGAGCGCGGGAAGAAUGUGUCCUGACACUGCCGAAGAAGAACCCUGCAACCUCAACCUCAACUGCUUCAACUACUUCUACAACAUCACAGAUUGGAGCACGUGUCAGUUGAGUCCAAGCGCCGUGUGCGGCCAGGGAAUCAAAACACGCAUGCUGGACUGUGUUCGCAGUGACGGUAAAUCGGUGGACAUCAAAUUCUGCGAGGAGUUGAAACUGGAGAAGAAGUGGCAAAUGAACAUCUCCUGCGUGGUGGAGUGUCCAGUCAACUGCCAGCUCUCCGAGUGGUCGCCCUGGUCUGAGUGCUCGCAGACUUGCGGUUUAGAUGGCAAGAUGUGGCGUCAGAGGUCUGUCGUGCAGGCCUCGCAGGGUGACGGUCGUCCGUGUUCUUCGCCGAUGGUGCAGUGGAAGCCGUGUCCGGUGCGGCCGUGCUACCGAUGGCAGUACAGCGCCUGGUCAGAGUGCCGUGUAGAGAGCGUGGUAUGCGGUCACGGCACGCGCUACCGGAACCUCACCUGCUUCGUAUCAGAUGGCAGCGGUGGCGAACGGGACAGUAGCGGCCAAGUGGAUGAAGAGCUAUGCAGCGGUCUGGAACUUUCCGUGGACGGAGACAAGCAAAUCCGACUGAAGGAGGCCUGCAUGCUUCCUUGCCCUGGUGAGUGCUACCUGAUGGAGUGGUCCGACUGGAGCUCCUGCGUCAGCAUCUGCGUCAAAGACGCCGGCGUGGACUUCGGUUCGGUCCGGGUGCGUUCGCGAGCUGUGUUGGCUCAGGAGCCCGAGAACCUGCAGCUGUGUCCUGACCAGGUCUGGGAGUCGCAACCCUGCACAGAAGGGGAAUGUUUUGAGUACAAGUGGCAGAGCAGCUUUUGGCCCAACUCCUCGCGACCGUUCAUCUGGUGUCAGCGCUCUGACGGACUCAACGUCACUGGGGGCUGCCUUCCCGCAACCCCCGUGAUGGACGACAGCACGUGCAACCCGCCAUGCUUCCCUCCAACAUCUUACUGCAGCGAGGCGGGUAUGUGCAUGUGCGAGGAAGGCUACACGGAGAUGCUGUCGACCGGCGGGUUCCUGGACCAGUGCGCCCCCAUCCCCGUCCUGGAGAUCCCCACGGCGGGAGACAAGAAGGGGGACGUCAAGACCAGCCGUGCCAUCAACCCCACUCUGACUACCACCACACAGCCGGGACGCUCGGGGCGCACCUGGUACCUGCAACCCUACGGACCAGAUGGUAAGUUGAAGAUUUGGGUGUACGGCGUGGCUGCGGGAGCUUUCGUGCUGCUGAUCUUCAUCGUGUCUAUGAUCUACCUGGCUUGCAAGAAGCCAAAGCGACCGGAGCGAGCGAGGCAGCAGCAAAACAACCGCCUCAAACCUCUGACGCUGGCCUACGACGGCGACACGGACAUGUAGUCAGAACUGCGCGCCAGACGCUUUUUCCUUCUUUUCUUUUUUUCAAACAGCAUGAAGGCGAGACAGAAAAUCCUCUUAGAGCACGUCUCUGUUUCAAAAAGUGCUCUCCCCGCUCACACUUUUUUUUUCGCCUUCAUGACCUCUGCAAGUGUUGAGUCAAAAUGCCUUUUUUUUUUUCGUCAUCCCGCCCAACCGAGACAUUUUUUUUCCCCACACACUUUUUUUCCGCUGAGCCGCCGCCUGAGGCUUUACGGGAUACGUCGCAUCCUCCGUUGCCAAAAAAAAAAAAAAAAAAAAAGAUGAGGGAUGAAGGAAAGGCAAAUCUCCAUAAAGGGGUUUAGAAUCCCUUCCUCUGCCGAAUCCUCUUGCUCUGGACAAAAGAGGGACGCCACUCUCUCUCUUGCGCUUUUGUGAUUGUUGUUGGAUUGGGGCGGCCGUUGCCAUGGAAACUGCGCCCUUCUUUGUCUCUCUCUCUCUCUCUCUUGCUCUCGUUUUCGGCGCUAAUGUGCACUAUAUUAGUGCAGCACAUGACUGAUGAUGCCAUAAAAGAGGAAUAUUUCGGCAAAAAUAAUGGUCAACACAAACACUUACAAAGGAGCCUCAUGGCCACACUGGGGGGGGGGGAAUUAAAAAAAAAAAAAAAUCCCAAUCUGGUCCUAACACUCCUUUAUAAAUAAUGAUAAAUAUGUAUAUAUUUCUUUUUCAAUAGUAAAAAGGAAAAAAAAAGUACCUUUUGUGGUUUAUUGCGGUCUUCUAAUGUAAUUACGUUUCUUUCCACUUCCCACAUAUAUUUCUCCCUCUUUCAGAAUACAAGAUGUAAGACAUUUUUGCAUUGAAGCAGCCAUUUUGAAGGUCAUUAUGGCUAUUUCCCACGUAUGUUUAUUCAAAAGACAAACUUGACAAUCUUGAAAAAUUCAGCCCCCGAAACUUAGGAGGGUGAAAUAUGUCUAUCGUGAGUCAACCCAGAAACCCCGUUCCAGAAAUUCUGCCAUAUGGCUUCCAAGUAGCCAUUGUAGGAGCAUUUCGGAAAUUUCCAGAAGUCCUUUUAACACAAACUCCUCACAUAGAUUGUGUCAGCUUAUUUGUAGCAUGUAUGGAGGAUGCAAAAUUAGGACAAGUUUUUGUUCUUGGGUGUGUGGAGCUUGGUGGCAAAGUUUGGUGACUCGCCAAAAAACGCCCUGUCUAUUCAUCAGUGCCCCCGAGGGCAUCAAAUGCAAUAACUCCUCACUCCUAAAUCUCUUUUCCAACUUUUCUUUUAUCUGCCUUACUGACGAUCACUUGCAGUUUUUCUACUUGAAAGGGUCCAACUAACAUGCGGUCGCUUACAAAAUGAUCACUAAUGAACACUCGUGUGUUUUUCAUAUAACCUUUAUUAUUUAUGAGGUGGAAAAUAACAAAACAAGGUGGAUGUGAGACAUUGUUUACGCUGGUGGAUUUGUAAAAAAAAGAAACAAAAAAAGAAACUUUUUUUAUUUUCUUGUUUGUCGUGGAGAGAAAAAAUGUUGAAAGGUUCAUGUAAAUUUAUUUUGUAUUACACAAAAAAUGUUUAGUUUGAAUAUUGCAAAAGUGGCUGUAUAAUAUUUUUUGCUGUCCUGAUGCAAAUUCUGUGAUGGGGAAAGGGGGU
Syngnathus acus (greater pipefish) is the source of this 7208-nucleotide messenger RNA. It is a transcript of the gene thsd7ab, whose product is annotated as thrombospondin type-1 domain-containing protein 7A. Gene Ontology annotation, biological process: actin cytoskeleton organization. Gene Ontology annotation, cellular component: plasma membrane. Bases 596 to 5584 code for a protein of 1662 amino acids. The record is from RefSeq and is a predicted model, not a curated record. The transcript has 28 exons. Lineage: Eukaryota; Metazoa; Chordata; Actinopteri; Syngnathiformes; Syngnathidae.